Messenger RNA from Brassica napus (rape), 2506 nucleotides. RefSeq names its product ethylene-responsive transcription factor ERF038-like. The transcript has a single exon. Lineage: Eukaryota; Viridiplantae; Streptophyta; Magnoliopsida; Brassicales; Brassicaceae. The record is from RefSeq and is a predicted model, not a curated record. Gene Ontology annotation, biological process: regulation of DNA-templated transcription. Bases 1648 to 2262 code for a protein of 204 amino acids. Gene Ontology annotation, molecular function: DNA-binding transcription factor activity; DNA binding.
UUCUCAGAAUCGAAGGAGCCCAACUUACAUACACUUGUUUUAAAAUGAAUUCAAUCAGACGUUCACUAUACUGCAAAUAACAUUUCUCUGGAUUAUUAAAAACUGUGAGGAUGAUGCUUAAGGGAUAUAGCCUUACCAAUAACUCGGCCGCGGAGUGAUAGUCGGAAAGUCCUUCCAACGGAUAGAAAGCGAGGAAGAGGUGAGAGGCGCUCUGGUGAUCCUUGGCCUUCAUUCAAACUUACUCUUCUGCUGGCAUCUGAGCAAUAAGACGCUUCUGUGCUGAUAAUACCGAGACACGAUCAUGGAAACUCAAAACUAUAUUCUAAACUUUGCAUAUCAGAAUGGGUUUUCUAUGCUAAAUAGAUCUCACCAUUGCAUCAUCUCUUUUAUUCUUCAUAAAAGACUUGAGAGAAAUUUUGAAUGCGUCUGCAAAUGGAAUUACAGUGAGAUCCAUCAUCUGUUACACUCUUUCUACAUUUCAGAGUUCAACCAAAAUCUUAAUAAAAAGAUAAGUAUUACCUUGAAAUCAUCAGUUAUACAAAAGUCUCGGUGAUUCCAGAUUGAAUCUUUUGUGGUCUUCACCAUCAGAAUCAUCGUUGGACCCUUCUUUCUCAUCGAUUUCGUCAAAUUCCGGCGGCAUGUUAGCAUCAGAGAAGAUCUUAUGAAUGGUUACCACUUGUGGCUUCAUCGAUUCAUCUUCUUCGUCAUCGUCGUUGGGUUUGUAGUUUUACGAUCUCUUCUGCUCUCUUCUUAGAAAUCUUCUGGUAAUCUGAAUCAUGUCAACUGACAAAGAUAUCAUAUUUGAGUGAAUGGAUUGCUUUGAGGAUAUGUGGUGAGGGCUGUACUUUCCGCAGAUUUAUAGUGGUGGUGUUAUGGAUCUUUGAAACGGACGGAGAACAAAUCUAUAGUGAUUGAUUCUGGAAAUUGAAAGAAUGAUUUAAGAUAAUGCGUUAAGUCGAGAGAUUAAUAACAGAGAUUGAUGAAGAAAGUAGAAGAAGAUUUGAAACCGUGACGAUUUGGUGACGCAGACGGCGAGGUAGGUUAAAUGACGUGGCUGAAUGAUUGGUUGUGAAUAUUUUAGCUGACGUGGACAGCUUAGAAUUGCUUCAAUUUAGUAGCUUUUAUAUAGUGGGAUUCUCAUUUUUAGAAAAGGAGUGUUAGGAAAUAAAUAUUGUUUUAUAUAUUUUCAAUUGAUUUACUUUUACCUCUAAUAAAAUUAACAUUAACUUAUAAAAAUUAUAGAAUUUUAAUAAUCGGAUAAAAGUAUAGUCAUAUCAAAUACGAAUUAUCGGUUCCAGACAUAAGAAAAGAAAAAGCUCAUCCGAAAGGUAGAUUGCCUUUUUAUACAGUGUUUUUCUUUUCUUUUUUCUCUUUUUCCACAGGUAUAGAGGGUACGCAUAAAUAUAGUUACAGACUGAAAAUCCAGAUGUCUAGGUAUAAAGUGUAUUGAAUACGUAUACACAUAUUUUAGAUAUAGCCUACAAAAGAAAAUCAGCUUCUUAAAUUGGAUGUAUAUAAUAACAACCACACCGACCUAUUCUUCUCAAACAAAACUCUCACACUAAACCAAGAAAACCACAUUUCUUUCCUUCUCUACAUUAACCAUCUCCUUCAUUACAUUUAAUCCCUUCUAUAUUUUUAUAAAAAAUGAAAAAACUCAAACUCAUGGAUCACUCAUCCUGCCGGAGGAGAUAUCAGGAUCCUCCGUCAAAGGCGACGGCUAGAACACUGAAUAAUAACAGUAAUAAUCCGAAGAAGAAAAGAGUCGUCAAAGAAGAUCUUGAUGAUGAAAAGAUUGUUUCAAAGCAUCCAACUUAUCGAGGGGUGAGAAUGCGACAAUGGGGAAAAUGGGUCUCCGAGAUAAGAGAGCCAAAGAAGAAAUCAAGAAUCUGGCUCGGUACCUUCUCCACGGCGGAGAUGGCGGCGCGUGCUCACGACGUAGCGGCUUUAGCCAUCAAAGGCGGCUCUGCUCACCUCAACUUCCCUGAGCUAGCGUGCCAACUCCCUAGACCGGCUAGUGCUGACCCUAAAGACAUCCAAGCCGCCGCAGCCGCUGCUGCAGCUGCCGUCGCCGCUGACAUGGAAGUAGAGACGUCUACGCCCUCUCCUGUAAGCUCGGAACCAUCGUCUCCGGCUACGACCGCACUAGCAGACGACGCGUUUUCUGACCUCCCCGAUCUCUUGCUCGACGUGAACCACAACAAUGACGGCUUUUGGGACUCGUUUCCUUACGAGGAGCCUUUCUUCUCGGGAACUUACUAGAAAACAAAGACACUGUAGUUGUGUACGUCUUGUUCUUUUGUCAUGUGAAAACUUUUUAACGUUAAAAAGUCACCGGUUGAUCCAAGUUGUAUAUUAAUAACGGUCUAUGAUCGAUUUGUUUUUCUUUUUCUAGAACUUUUAAGUGGGGAAGUGUGUGACAUGUAUAAGCGAAAAGGCUCUUUGUUUUUGUAGAAAUGUGAACGUCAGUCAGUGACAAUUGAAAAAAGUCCCAUGUUUAUUUGUA